GAGACUCCUCAUUCUGGAACAAGGAGGCUUACCGAUCAGAAUUCUCCGCUCGUUCUGUUUGUGAACUUGUGCUUUGGAUCUGGGGCUUCGAGAUACGCAUCCGAACUGCGUCGAUUCGUUCGAAUUUCCAUUUAUCUUCCCUACUGAAUAUUGUCAAGUAUGACUUGAGGCGGGAGUAUAAGUUGUCUGAUAGAGAUGAGGUCGUUAAAUGACUCGGGGGGACGACAUCGCGUGGACAGGGCGACCAGUCCGCUACCACGUCGCCCAGCUGUGGAUCCAGUCCAAGAAUUGAAAGCGCUUUUCGCCGAACCAUCCUCGAGGCUUUCGAACGGCGCCAAGGAUCAAGAUUAUCGAACGGAGGCCAUCCAAUGUCUCCAGACCAUCGAGGUUCCGGAGAACGAUGAUUUACCGGACAGAGGCAGCUGGAAUAGCAAGAUCGAGUUCAUCCUGUCGGUAGUUGGCCUAGCUAUCGGCCUUGGCAAUCUAUGGCGUUUUCCUUACUUGUGCUACAAGAAUGGCGGCGGUGCUUUCAUGGUGCCUUACUUCAUCGCCUUGGCUCUUGCCGGGGUGCCCAUGUUUUUCAUGGAACUUUCUCUCGGUCAAAUGAUGACCAUAGGAGGCCUCGGGGUCUUCCAGAUUGCUCCCAUUUUCAAAGGGAUCGGAUACGCCUCCUGCGUUCUGUCAUGCUGGACGAAUAUCUACUACAUAGUUAUCCUGGCGUGGGCAUUGUUUUAUUUUCUGGCAUCACUCCGAUCUGAUGUGCCAUGGAGAUCUUGCGGUAAUUCGUGGAACACUGGAUACUGCAUAACACCGAUAGACCGUUUGGAAGCGAAUUGUUGGAACGAAAGUCAAGUUACACUUUGCGACACACCUAUGGGGAAUGUAACGGCAAAUUUGCUCACAGAUCCGGUCAAGGAAUUCUGGGAACGGCGAGCUCUCCAAAUCUCGGAGGGUGUUGACCACGUCGGUGGAAUAAGGUGGGAAUUGGCGGGCACGUUGGGUGUCGUUUGGAUCAUGUGCUACUUCUGCAUAUGGAAAGGCGUCAAAUGGACGGGAAAAGUUGUCUACUUUACGUCGCUUUUUCCGUACGCUCUGCUGGCUAUCCUACUGGUCAGAGGUUUGACUUUACCAGGAGCCAUGGAAGGUCUUAGAUACUACGUCACGCCCAAUCUGUCAAAGCUUGGCGAACCCGAGGUUUGGAUAGACGCCGUAACACAAAUCUUCUACUCCUACGCUUUAGGGGUGGGCGCACUCGUAGCUCUUGGUAGUUAUAACAAGUUCAACAACAACGUCUACAAGGAUGCACUGAUAGUGUGUACAAUAAAUUCAUGUACAAGUAUGUUGAGCGGAGUGGUCAUAUUUUCGGUGGUUGGUUUUAUGGCCCAUGAACAACAGAAACCCGUGGCAGACGUUGCAGCAUCGGGUCCAGGGUUAGCCUUUUUGGUCUACCCCUCAGCAGUGCUACAGUUACCUGGAACCCCCGUGUGGUCGUGCCUCUUUUUCUUUAUGUUGAUUCUUAUCGGACUGGAUAGUCAGUUUUGUACGGUUGAAGGAUUUAUUACGGCGGCAGUGGAUGAGUGGCCUCGACUACUGAGAAAACGAAAGGAAAUCUUCAUUGCACUCGUUUGUUUUUUAUCCUUCCUGGUCGGGCUUCCAUGCGUUACCGAAGGGGGAAUGUACGUCUUUCAACUCCUAGACUCGUACGCCGUUAGCGGAUUUUGUCUAUUGUUCUUAAUGUUCUUCGAAUGCGUUGCUGUAUCCUGGGCCUUUGGUGUGAACCGCUUUUACGACGGAAUUCGAGAUAUGAUCGGUUACUACCCUUGUUUUUGGUGGAAAAUAUGUUGGACGGUUACUACUCCAGCCAUCUGCGUGGGUGUAUUCAUUUUCAACGUUAUCAAAUUUGUACCAGUCAAGUACCUUGCAUACGAAUAUCCAUGGUGGAGUCACCUGUUGGGCUGGCUUACCGGGUUGUCUUCGAUGCUGUGCAUCCCUGGCUACAUGAUUUACAUCUGGUGCGUCACUCCGGGCACCUCUCGAGAGAAAUUCCGCAAACUGGUCAGGAUAGAUGACGACAUUGCAACCUUGCGAAAAAAGUUGAAUCCAACGAAAAUCGUGACAAUAAAGAAAGAUCAGUUUCAGUUUUAGAAUCGUAUUUUAUUAUACGUUUGUUCGUGAACUACAAUCUGAUGCGCAUAAUGCAGCUGGGUAUAUUGCCCUCAAUUUGAUGCUAAUCUCGCUACUUGUACUCGCGCGUGGUGCAGAUUAUGUUAUAACAAUAACUAUCUAUCAAAUACGCAAGGCAUAACUUACGUUACGCUGAGAUAUGUUAUGCGAUAAUAUGACUUUCGAAAUUAGGGUUGUAGUUUGAAAUUUUAUCCUAUGGAAGUUACAGAAUCGGGCUCGAAACCGUAAUGAUAUUUCUAUUACGACGCAUGUACUCCAGCAUUGAGUUCCCUGCGUUACGAACGCUAAUAGGUAUUCUUAUUUCCCUCGGCGGUUGUCUUUGUUCUAAACCAGAAGCAAUUAAUUCGCUCCAACAGUCGUAUUCAAGGCUAUCCCAUUUUGUAUGAAUGCGCCGCUCAACGUGGAAUAAGUGCUACUAUUUGCCAUCGAACGCACAUGUUGGGAUAAUAUCGGAAGAUUUUUCCGCGAAUUACGAUUAACGUUUAUUGAGAAAAAUCUCAUCUAUCGCGAUAUUGGAGACAGUUGCCAAGAUGCAGGAAGUUGAAUACAAUUUUAAGAAUGCUAAUGCUGAUUUAGGAAAACAUACACACACACGGAAAUAAAUAUUCAAGUCAGUCUGUGACGUGAAAACUCGGUUGUAAAAUAAAAUUAACAAUUUUUUCCAGAUAAAAUUAUACGUUUUAUUAGCUCGAGAUAGAAUUAAAUUCCACACGUAUGUAUACCUAAGAAGAAUUCGUUGAGUAAACUAGAUUUUAUCGCUUA
Athalia rosae (coleseed sawfly) is the source of this 2946-nucleotide messenger RNA. RefSeq names its product sodium- and chloride-dependent GABA transporter 1-like (gene Gat-1B). Gene Ontology annotation, biological process: sodium ion transmembrane transport. Lineage: Eukaryota; Metazoa; Arthropoda; Insecta; Hymenoptera; Athaliidae. The coding region runs from base 196 to 2145 and encodes 649 amino acids. The transcript is spliced from 14 exons. The record is from RefSeq and is a predicted model, not a curated record. Gene Ontology annotation, cellular component: membrane.